AUGGCAGUCACCUCAGGUGUUCAGCGAGCCCCAGUGCUCUUCAUGUCUCAUGGUGGACCGCCCACCCUGUUCGACUCUUCUCAUCCAGCGCACAAAUCCUGGGUCAAGACGGGCUCGGACCUGUCCAAAUUGCAACCUCGCCCGAGAGCCAUUCUUGCCAUCUCCGCUCAUUGGGAGUCCGAAGCGCGGUCCAGCGGUGAUAAGCCCACAAUUCAGGUCAACAGCGAUGCAGCCAAUUCUCUCAUCUAUGAUUUCUACAAUUUGUAAGUAAACGUUUGCAAAGGAUUCGGUCUGAGAUCCUCCUCGCGCUUCUUGCUGACACAUGUAGCAUCCAUGCCCGAAGUCCAGCACAUUACUACGAGCAAAAGUUCCCCUCGAGCAAUCCCAGCUGGCUUUCCGACCUAGUUUUGAAACAUCUGAACACGACCAGCUUUGCGGGUGAAGGGGUGUCACGGGGACCAGACCACGGAGUGUGGGUGCCCAUGCUCGCUGCGUUUCCGAAAGGCCUCACCGGCUCGAACGAUAUUCCGCUCGUCCAAGUCAGUCUUCCUCGACCGACGGGUAACUCACUCAAAGAUGCACAACAAGCUCUUCAGCUAGGUGAAGCUUUGCGUCCCUUGCGCGAACAAGGCAUAUUGAUCUUUGCUGGAGGACAAGCUGUUCACAAUCUCGGGGGCUUUAGAUUGGUCAGAUCUGGCCAGCCGUACGAAAAGCCCACAUAUGCUGCCGGAUUCUUGCAAGCUUUAUCAGACGCCAUUGUUCCUGCCUCUGGAACAGACAAUGCAGCGAAAGAACGUGCCGUUCAGCUGACUCAAAGGCGAGAGUACAAACUGUGCCACCCUACAGACGAGCAUUUCUUGCCCCAUCUCGUCGCACUCGGCGCCACGUAUGAUGGAGAAAAGGGCACAGAGUCCCUCAGACUUGACGAGGGCUUCCUUGGCUGGUGAGUGAGCAGCUGAUGUCAUCUCGCUACACAUUGUCGCACUUUUCAUCGAAUCUCACUUUGAUCUUUGUCGGACCUGCGCAGGACGAUGUACCGAUGGAGUUGGCCAUGA
This is a messenger RNA of Ceraceosorus bombacis, 1055 nucleotides long. NCBI's taxonomy places the organism in Eukaryota, Fungi, Basidiomycota, Exobasidiomycetes, Ceraceosorales, Ceraceosoraceae. The record is from the annotation of a GenBank genome assembly.